AGACUCUUUCCCGCCCCCCCUGAGUCUGUGCUUUCCUGCCUGCUUUCUCUUUCUUUUCUGGCUCAGCCUGGGACAGAAGCCUCUAUCAGAGGAGGCUCAGGUCUUGCAGUUUAAAACCAGUAAUGGAAAAACACAAGAACGUUUCCUGGAUCCACCAGCAGGAACUGGCAGAUCCAUCCCAGAAAUACCUGAACAGCACCGAGGACUACCUGGCCUUCCUCUACGGGCCUCCACGCAGCCACUUCUUCUUCCCAGUGACUGCAGUGUACGCGCUGAUUUUCGUCGCGGGAGUCGUCGGCAAUUUCCUGGUGUGCCUGGUGAUUCUUCGGCACCAGGCUAUGAAGACGCCCACCAACUACUACCUGUUCAGCUUGGCCGUCUCCGACCUCCUGGUCCUGCUCCUUGGGAUGCCCCUGGAAGUCUACGAGAUGUGGCGCAACUACCCCUUCCUGUUUGGGCUGGUGGGCUGCUACUUCAAGACGGCCCUCUUUGAGACGGUGUGCUUUGCCUCCGUCCUCAGCGUCACCACGGUCAGCGUGGAACGCUACGUGGCCGUCCUCUACCCGUUCCGGGCCAAACUGAGGAGCACCCGGCGGCGGGCUCUCAGGAUCCUUGGCCUCGUCUGGGGCUUCUCUGCCCUCUCCUCUCUGCCCAACACCAGCGUUCACGGCAUCAAGCUGCACUACUUCCCCAAUGGGUCCUUGGUCCCGGGCUCCGCCACCUGUGCGGUCAUCAAGCCCAUAUGGAUCUACAAUUUCGUCAUCCAGGUUACCUCUUUCCUCUUCUACAUCCUCCCCAUGACUGUCAUCAGUGUCCUCUACUACCUCAUGGGGCUCAAACUAAAGAAGGACCAACUGCUUGGGGCAGAUGAAAUGACUGCAAAUAUUCAAAGACCUGCCAGAAAAUCAGUCACCAAGAUGCUAUUUGUCUUGGUCUUAGUGUUUGCUGUCUGUUGGGCCCCAUUCCACAUUGAUCGGCUUUUCUUCAGCUUUGUGGAGGAGUGGACUGAAUCCCUGGCUGCUGUGUUCAAUCUCAUCCAUGUGGUGUCAGGUGUCUUCUUCUACCUGAGCUCAGCCGUCAACCCCAUUAUCUAUAACCUACUCUCGCGCCGCUUCCGGGCAGCAUUCUGGAAUGUGAUCUCUCCCUGCAAACAGGGGCACUCUCAGCACCACCAACAGGGGCCACCUGCCCAGCGGAACAUCUUCCUGACAGAAUGCCACCUUGUGGAGCUGACUGAAGAUGCAGGUCCCCAGUUCCCUUGUCAGUUAACCGUCAGCAGCUCGCACUCCCCUACAGCCGUCUGUAGUGGACAGGCACCAUGAAAGGGACACUCAAAGAGUUGACAUUCCUUUAUGCCACCAUACUACAGGAAGGGACACCCUGUAAAAUUUAUGCCUUCUUACAUGAUAGUAGGGAGGUAAAAUGAGUCUUACAACUUAUAUACCCACUUCUAAAUGUGUGUGUGUGUGUGUGUGUGUGUGUGUGUGUAUUUAAACAAAUUGCUACCAAAUCUGUAUCUAAAACCCAGAACCUUCUGAGUUUUAGCUUCCUUUCCACCAUCCUAACUGCCUCAUGCUCCUUCACUAGUUCAUGGAAAGAAAAAAAAAAUCAUGACCAGUAAAGAAUGACACCUAUACUUUGAGUGAUUUUCACUUUUGGAAACAGUUUGUCCUGAGUCAUCCAUACUCUGAGUCAGGCUCUAACUCUCACAACCAAUGGCCCCUGUGAGAUAUAAAAGGAAGACAUGUAGAUGGUAUGUUACUUUAUAUGACUCACAGGAACCAUACCAGUGUUCUUCCACAGCAAACUUUUUAUCCUACUGCCUCAUAUUUGGCCUUUUUAAUAUGAUACAUUAGAAUUUUGAAGCCUCUUACUUGAAGAAUCCUCCUGAUAAUAUGGGGAUGCUCCUUAGAACUAUUUAUUCCCACUUUCCUAAUCCGCACAUCAUUCUCAGUCAUUCCUCACCAGGAAUCAGAUCAGAUAUAAGUUCUACUUAGAAAAGAAUGGGAAGAUGGAGAAGGCCAUGGUGGAGGGUCAAAAGAGAUAUAAACUAUACCAAACACAGGCUUAGUUGUUUUCAUAGUUUUGUCUAGACAUGGAUUUCUGAAGUCUUACUUCAUACAUAGAGGUAUGGUCUACUAUCUAGGGAAAAAAAAACAAUCAUAUAGUAACUACUAGUCUCAAUCCUAUGACUUUCGCUGACUAAACCCUUCAUUACCUAUAUAACACUCUUUGCACAUAUAAUAAAAAUCAACUUUCCAGACUCCUCUUCUAUUAUAUAAUCACAUGUAAUGUAUAUUCUAUUCAAAAUAGAAUACUUGCUUUUCUUAUGAAAAUAUGCCCUGGUUAUUCUGGCUGCACAUAUUUGCUUAUAAAAUUCCCUCUUUGUCUCUAGUUUCCAUCUGUUGCUGUCCUACCCAUCCUUCAAUGCCCAUCUCAGUGUGUCACCUCCAUAAAACCCUGCUUGAUUUAUUCAAAUAGAUGUGGUAUCUGACUUGUCAAUCUCUCUCUUAAGCUUUUUCCUCACUCUGCUUCAUAUUUCAGGGAUUUAUAUCCUUGUUUUGUCAGAAUGUAAAUUUUUCAAAAGCGUGAAGUAUCUUGUGUUCAUUUUUGCUGUUGCUGGGAUCCUGGUAGUAUAUCUGUCACAAUGGUAGAGGUUCAAUAAAUAUGUGGUGAGUUAGUUGAACUCACAUUCCAGUGUGCUGAGCCAAAGAACAGCUCCAGAUGAAACCACAUUAAGAGCCAAAGACUAAAAUUCUGUUUCUGACCGGGAUAUCUUUCAGUUCACUGUUUAACCAGUUGUGAUUGUAACACCAUGCCUUGCUGUGCCCACAGUACCAGAAGGUUCUUCCCAACCCCAGAUUCUUACUGAUGCUGAAACAUACAAGUUCCAGCUUUUAGUCUCUGAAUUUUCCCUAAAUUGAAUGAACCAUCCUACUGAUAAACCAUCCUGUUAUUGGUCUCUGACAUCAUUAUUUCCUAACUGAACAAUCAUCUUCAAAGUGAUUCAAUAUAUAUUUUUAAAAAUCUCUUUGCUAAUUAACAGCCAACUUUAAUGAAUCAGAAUUCUCCAGUGAUGGUUUAUGUUGGUGAGCAGAAUCCUUGGGUCAUUUGGGGAUUAAGUUGAAAAGACUCAGCAAAGCAAAACUCCAGAAAUGGAAGAGAAAUGAAUUUCCUUCUCAUCUUUUAGAGACCUUCUCAAAUGAAGAUCUAGUAAAGUCAUCAUCUUUAACAUCAACUCCCAGUGACCAGGACUAAAUAUGCUGCUGGUGUAGGUAGAUGGAUAGA
Molecule: messenger RNA, 3288 nt
Organism: Acinonyx jubatus (cheetah)
Lineage: Eukaryota; Metazoa; Chordata; Mammalia; Carnivora; Felidae
Gene: NMUR2
Product: neuromedin U receptor 2
Exons: 4
Coding region: 123-1322 (399 amino acids)
Biological process (GO): G protein-coupled receptor signaling pathway
Cellular component (GO): plasma membrane
Molecular function (GO): neuromedin U receptor activity
Source: RefSeq, a predicted model, not a curated record